AUGAACUCGCGCUACUCCACCGCGGGCAGCGCGCACCAGCGAGACGUUCGAACACAGCUUUUCGGGCCGAAUCCGGGCGCGGCGGGCCGCACUCCGCCCGCACGAAUGAGCUCGCCCUACGAGACGCGGCCAACGGCGUCGGCCAAGCACAACGAGGCGUUUUUGCUGUCGCUCGAGAGCCAGAACGACGACGAAAUGGACCUGAUGAGCCACAAGGUGGCGGCGCUCAAGAACCUCGGCGUGCGCAUGGGCUCAGAGAUCAACAAGUCCAUGAAACUCAACGACGAGAUCACAAACAACUUCGAGCGCGGCACUGUCACGUUGAAAAACACCUUCAACCGCAUGGUGGUGAUGAGCCAGCGCGCGGGCAUCUCGUGGCGCAUGUGGCUCUUGUUCUUCACCUUCUUCUUUGCCGCGUGCUUCUACGUGUGGUUGGUGUAG
This is a messenger RNA of Clavispora lusitaniae ATCC 42720, 441 nucleotides long. RefSeq lists its product as uncharacterized. Gene Ontology annotation, biological process: endoplasmic reticulum to Golgi vesicle-mediated transport. NCBI's taxonomy places the organism in Eukaryota, Fungi, Ascomycota, Pichiomycetes, Serinales, Metschnikowiaceae. The record is from RefSeq and is a predicted model, not a curated record.